Drosophila montana is the source of this 3592-nucleotide messenger RNA. RefSeq names its product muscarinic Acetylcholine Receptor, A-type (gene mAChR-A). The record is from RefSeq and is a predicted model, not a curated record. Gene Ontology annotation, molecular function: G protein-coupled acetylcholine receptor activity; G protein-coupled serotonin receptor activity. Lineage: Eukaryota; Metazoa; Arthropoda; Insecta; Diptera; Drosophilidae. Gene Ontology annotation, biological process: adenylate cyclase-inhibiting G protein-coupled acetylcholine receptor signaling pathway; chemical synaptic transmission; G protein-coupled receptor signaling pathway, coupled to cyclic nucleotide second messenger. Gene Ontology annotation, cellular component: synapse; dendrite; plasma membrane. The transcript is spliced from 5 exons. The coding region runs from base 1104 to 3488 and encodes 794 amino acids.
UGUGCUUGAAGCUUUUCAGCUUCAGUCCCGGACGAGAUUUAGCAACGUGCGCUUGGUUUCAUCAGCAGCUCUCCAGCUGACGGCGAACGCGUGCAACGCGUAACGUGAAAAAAGCAACGUUUAUUUAUGCGCGGACAACGGAUUAUACUUGCGAUAAAAAAAAAACAAGCACGCUAAAAUAAAUAAUUUUUUAAUAAUACCAUAACAAUAUAGUGGAGCUGGGAGUGCUGUUGUGUAACCGCGCUUAAAUUUGUAUAAAACUAAAUAGAAAAUAUAAAAGAAAAUCGCUUUAUAUUUGUAUCUAUCUAUAACGCAAAAGCAUAAAUUUGAUUACAAUGUUAAGCGCAGGCCGAAUGUAAAAACUUGGGGGCCAGCGCUCACACGCGAAGCGCGUCAGAGCGUUGACGGCAGCGUCGACGUCAACGUCGGCGUUGACGCAGCGGCCCGCAUUGUGUAUAAUAAAAUUUGCGAAAAAAAACGGCGGAAUGAAUUGAGCCAGGCAGCGACGCUGACGCUGACGCCGAGGCUGAUGCCAGUAAAGAUGUGCGCGCACAAUACAAAAAUUACAAAGCAUACUUUUGGGAGCGGCAAAUGGUCAAAAUCAACAGCAGCGGCAGCAGCAGCCAGCAGAAGCAGCAGCAGCAGUACCAUCAGCCAGCAGCAGCAACAACAAUGUCAACGCUACAACGGACGCUGAGCGUGCACAACUAAGCUACUUAGUGGUGGGAGUUAAGCAUACAAACCGAGACAGAGAGAGAGACAGAGAGAGACAGAGAGAGAGCGAGUUUAGGAGAGCGAAAGCACGAGUGCUUUACGCCGCAACGGAAGACCCAUGGCCAGUGCAAAAAUGCGCACUAGGAAGGCGCCAGCGCCAGCGCGUGGGUGCAACAAGGAUAAGCAGCAGCUACAGCAGCAGCAGCAGCAGCAACACCAGCAGCAGCAGGACAAACGCCUGACACAGCCUGCCAUUUAGGAAUCACAGCCAAACGCGAACACAAGCAAAUACUAUAUAGAAUAUAUAUACAUAUAUAUGUACUACGCAAAUACUCAGCAGCAGUUGAAAUCAAAUCAAAUCAAAGCAAAUCAAAUAUCACGCAUACGCCAUGGAGCCAGUUAUGAGUUUGGCCUUGGCUGCCCAUGGGCCACCCAGCAUACUGGAGCCGUUGUUUAAAACCGUAACUACGAGCACAACCACAACAACAACAACAACAGCUGCGACAACAAGCAGCAGCAGCAGCAGCCCCACAAUCAGCCCCACAACCAGCACCACAUUGUUAACGGCCCUGUUGGAGAAUCUGACGUCAACGGCAGCGAGCGGCUUCUACGAUCCGUAUGGGAAUCAGACGAACGGCACAUUGGGCUUUGAUACAAAGGGGCCGAGGUACUCGCUGGCCUCGAUGGUGGUUAUGGGCUUCGUAGCGGCGAUUCUGAGCGCGGUAACAGUUGCUGGCAAUGUCAUGGUCAUGAUAUCGUUCAAGAUCGAUAAACAGCUGCAGACGAUCAGCAAUUAUUUCCUCUUCUCGCUGGCAAUUGCGGACUUUGCAAUCGGCGCCAUUUCGAUGCCACUGUUUGCCGUCACGACCAUACUGGGCUAUUGGCCGCUGGGGCCGCAUGUCUGCGACACCUGGCUGGCCCUCGACUAUUUGGCCUCGAAUGCCUCGGUGCUGAACCUGCUGAUCAUCAGCUUCGAUCGCUAUUUUAGUGUCACACGGCCGCUGACCUAUCGCGCCAAGCGCACGACCAACAAGGCGGCCGUCAUGAUUGGCGCCGCCUGGGGCGUCAGUUUGCUCCUUUGGCCACCCUGGAUCUACAGCUGGCCCUACAUCGAGGGCAAGCGCACGGUGCCCAAGGACGAGUGCUAUAUACAGUUCAUUGAGACGAAUCAGUAUAUUACCUUUGGCACAGCGCUUGCGGCAUUCUAUUUUCCGGUGACCAUCAUGUGUUUUCUCUACUUUCGCAUUUGGCGCGAGACGAAGAAGCGUCAAAAGGAUUUGCCCAAUUUGCAGGCGGGCAAAAAGGAUUCCAGCAAGCGUUCCAAUAGCAGCGAAGAAAACACCGUGGUGAAUCACGCAGCUGGCGGCUUGCUGGCAUUUGCCCAGUUGGGCGGCAAUGAUCACGACACCUGGCGCCGACCGCGCUCCGAGAGCUCGGCGGAUGCGGAAAGCGUUUACAUGACCAACAUGGUCAUCGAUUCGGGCUAUCAUGGGAUGCACUCGCGCAAGUCAAGCAUCAAGAGCACGAAUACAAUCAAAAAGCCAUAUUCAUGCUUUGGCAGCAUCAAGGAGUGGUGCAUCGCGUGGUGGCAUUCGGGCCGCGAGGACUCCGAUGAUUUUGCCUACGAGCAGGAGGAGCCAUCUGAUUUAGGGUAUGCAACACCAGUAACAAUUGAAACUCCUUUACAAAGCUCCGUCUCCAGAUGCACCUCGAUGAACGUCAUGCGGGACAACUUUUCGAUGGGCGGCAGCGUGAGCGGGGUGCGGCCACCGAGCAUAAUGCUGGCGGAUGUGUCGCCGACGCCGUUGCGUCCGCCACUCAAUUCCAUUUCGCAGAUGCAAAUGCAGGAAAUUAAUGCGACCGGCAAUGGCAACAACGGCAACGGCAACGUCAACAUCAAUAUCAGCAUUAACAGCGCCAACGGCAACGGCGGUGGCGUCGGCGUCGGCGUAGGCGGCGGUGUUGCCGCUGGUAUUGCCAGCAACAAUAACAACAUGAAUGGCGGAGCCAACAGCAACUCGAAUGUGAACACGCUGCGUGACUCACGCACGCUGCCCGUGAGCAAUCGCAUCGGGUCGCGCUCGGUCAGCCAGGACUCGGUCUAUACAAUACUCAUACGGCUGCCGCCAGAUAGCGCCAGCGGAGCGAAUGGCAGCGGCGGCACUUCGACCGGCGGCAGCGCGGUGGGCAAUUCGAGCGCGCAUGGCGACUGUGCGCCCUCCAUCAAGAUGAUACACGAGGAUGUGUCGGCGCCAAAUGCGACUGUGGGCGUGGUAACGGCGCCGCCGCUCACGCGACGACCGCUGCCGUCGAGAGACUCGGAGUUCAGUCUGCCGCUGGGCAGGCGCAUGUCGCAUGCACCGCACGAUAUGCGUCUGCUCAAUGCGAAGGUCAUACCCAAGCAGCUGGGCAAGGCGGGCGGCCCGAAUGCGCUGCUCAAUGCGCGCAAUGCGGCCAAGAAGAAGAAAAAGUCACAGGAGAAGCGACAGGAAUCGAAGGCGGCCAAAACGCUCUCGGCCAUAUUGCUGAGCUUCAUCAUCACGUGGACACCGUACAACAUAUUGGUGCUGAUCAAGCCGCUGACCACCUGCUCGGACUGCAUACCCACCGAGCUGUGGGACUUCUUCUAUGCCCUGUGCUACAUCAACUCCACAAUAAAUCCCAUGUGCUACGCCCUGUGCAAUGCCUCCUUCCGACGCACCUACAUACGCAUCCUCACCUGCAAGUGGCAAUCGCGCAAUCGCGAGGGCAUGGUCAGGGGUGUUUACAACUAGAGAUCCGGCAGCGGUUCCCAAAACCCAAGCAAACACAUUCAAUUCAUAAUAGUUGCAAUAAAUGUUGUGCGCAAAAUUAAAACCAAAAAAAAUAUAUAUAUAUA